Messenger RNA from Echinococcus granulosus, 1326 nucleotides. RefSeq lists its product as hypothetical. The transcript is spliced from 8 exons. Bases 1 to 1326 code for a protein of 441 amino acids. NCBI's taxonomy places the organism in Eukaryota, Metazoa, Platyhelminthes, Cestoda, Cyclophyllidea, Taeniidae. The record is from RefSeq and is a predicted model, not a curated record.
AUGUUUAGCUUUAUUCCGUUCAAAACAACGUCAACGAUUGAACAAACAAGUGAGUCUUCUUUAGUUUUUAGUCGCCACUUGCCUAGUAAGCGUCUUUUCGAUCCCCUCAUAUCCAGUGAAACAGGUUAUGCGGUGAGCGCAUCCUGUGAUUCAGUUGAGAAGGCGGUUGGCGAAAAGGCUUCUAGGCGUAUAUUCUACUUCAAUGAAAUACGGGAACGUUUUCUUGCUUGGGAGGUGCCUCCUGAACGACAGGCGGAAAUUUUGAGAAAAAAGCUGUUUGUUGCCGCUAAAACCCCAAAGCAGAUCCUUCACCUAGUUGACCUCAUUCUCAUGCUCUUCAACCACUGUCAAUCUGGUUUCUCCGAUACCUUAAUGGAAUCGAAGUCGAUAGAGCAGUUGAUAACAUCGCUUGUUCUGCUUAAAAGUUGUUCGAAUGCGGCCAAAAAGCUUGCAUGGUUAAUUAAGCUCUUAAUUUCCUCUUCUGAGAGCCUAAGCAAAAUACCUGUUUAUACAGAAGAAGUCAGUAAGGUGGAGAUGGAUGCAUUUCGUCGUGACUCAUGGGUUCCAGAAAUGUCUUUGCAUGAUUACCACGAGCUGGAAAAUUCGAUCAUCGAGAAAUAUGGAAAUGCAGAUAAGAUUGCUCAUAUCAUAGAAACCGUCGAUAAAUCCGAUGAUAUAAAGAUGAUAGAGAAACAACGAAGUGAAGUAAAAGAAGUGGAGUGCUGCCUUAUGCGCGAUGGGAAUUUUCUACAGGAAAUUAGAAACUCGUUCUAUAUAUCUGAAUGGCCCAAAUACCAACUAACAAGAAUGUUAGAUCAGAUUCGCCGUGCGUUGUCCACCAUCGACUGCCUACUGGGAUUGGAGGCGUACGAAGCGAAGAAAAGGGAAGUCGUUGAGAAGUACACAACGACACGUGAACUUGAACAAAUUAUCUCGGUUAUCGACACCACUGCUGAUGUAGAGGUAUUGCAGCAACAAUAUGCUGCCGCUCAAGAACUCCAACAGCGCCUCAUCGAAGAUGCGGCUGUUUUAAGGGAUUUCCAAAGGCAACUUUGUCCCACGGCAUCACCCGAGAAUCCGUUAGAAAGUCUUCAAACUCAGACAAACACCACAUUCACUGCUAUCGAAAACUUGAUGGAACGACCCAACUCCGGUUGUGAAUUGUCCGAGUACAAAAUGAAUACUGAGGUAUGUUUGGGUGAUUUCAGUGCUAUUGCAUUUGUAAGUGCUUUAAAAAGAGUUUUUUCCCACCACCAAAGCCAAUUGGACACAAUAUGGGGAAAUGAGUUUGUUCUGUCUGAGUGUACCCUACUAUUUCACUUUUAG